GCAGGCCGAGAGAGAGAGAGAGAGAGGGAGAGAGAGAGAGAGAGAGAGAGAGAGAGAGAGAGAGAAACAGAGAGACAGAGAGAGAGAGCAUGUGAGGCAGAUGACAGGCUCGGCCACAGCUUCCUGCACAGGCAGACUGACAACCUUCACUUGUUCUCCGUUUCUCCGUUCAAAUCAAUGGUAAACGGAAUGAGUCGGUAGAGUAGUAGCGUGCCGAAGGUCCCGACGGGCUUCACAGGGAAGGAAAACACGCCAACCCUCGACUGCUCUUCAAGUUCUGCUCCUCUUUUAUAUAGAUGAAAUAGAAACUGUGCAGCUUUUUGAACAGACUUCCUGCAUGACUCUGCUGGAGCUCAGGAUGACGACAGCGAUGGACACAAACAACAAUAACAACAACAACAACACAGGGGGCGUGAUCUCCUACGUGGGCUCAUGUGGAGGCUCCCCGCCCCGGACCAGCCCGGUCUCCAUGUACAGCGACAACUCCAACUCCCAGCCCUGCUUCACCCCCUCCUUCCUCAGCGGGGGUAACUCCAGCUCCGGCUCAGGAGGGGAGGACGGCUCCUCCUCUUCCUCCUCCUCCUCCUCCUCCUCAUCCUCGGCAGGAGGUUCCCCCCGCGGCCGUGACGAUGGCGGCUCGCUGAGGGCGUCGCCCAGCAAGUCGGUGGCCAGCCUCACCAAGUUGAAUGGCAUGGUGUUGCUGUGUAAGGUUUGCGGUGAUGUAGCCUCGGGUUUCCACUACGGUGUUCAUGCCUGCGAGGGCUGCAAGGGUUUCUUCCGCCGCAGCAUCCAGCAGAACAUCCAGUAUAAAAAGUGUCUGAAGAACGAGAGCUGCACCAUCAUGAGGAUCAACAGGAACCGCUGCCAGCAGUGCCGCUUCAAGAAGUGCCUGUCGGUCGGCAUGAGCAGAGAUGCGGUUCGUUUCGGCCGCAUCCCGAAGCGUGAGAAGCAGCGGAUGCUGGCGGAGAUGCAGAGCGCCAUGAACAACAUGGUGAACAACCAGCUGCAGAGCGACUUCCAGCUCGCCAGCCUCUCCUCCUCCUCCCCGCCCUCCCCGUCCUCCUCCUCUCCGUGCCCGGGGGUGACCAUCGCCCCCCAGCCGCAGCCCCCGGCGCUGCCCCUCGCCCCCUGCUCCCCCUCGCCCCCCGCCCCCGCCUCCUCCUCCUCCCCUCCUCCUCCCCCCUGCACGCCUCCUCCAUCUCAGAGCCCCUCCCCCAUCCUCCUCGCCUCCCCCUCCUCCUCCCCCCCGCUGCGCUCCCCGAGCCCCGGCGUGGACUCCACCAUCAGUGCCAUCGCCCGCGCUCACCGCGAGACCUUCCUGUAUGCGCACGACAAGCUGGCCAAUCCCCACGGGCCGCAGCAGCGACAUCAUCAGCACGCCCACCGCAACGGGGAAGUGGACAGCUGGGGGCCCAACCGCUGCACCGGCAGUUACCACAGCAACGGCCUUAACACCAUCUACCACCAAAACAACAACAACCUGACGAGCGGGCGCAACGGUUACCCCUCGCCCGACAACAGCCGGAACAUGGUGCACCACCAGAAUAACAACGGGAGGCGGAGCUUGCAUAACAACAAUCUGAUUGGAGGAGAGGGGCUGGGUGGUCAUGCAGCCCAGGGGCAGGGCUGUCCAAUGAGAAACCGCAUGGACAUCGUGCUGGCCUGUCCCAUGAACAUGCGCCCGCAGGCCGACCCCUCCAAGACCCCGCAGGAGAUCUGGGAGGACUUCUCGCUCUCCUUCACGCCCGCCGUCAGGGAGGUGGUGGAGUUCGCCAAACAUAUCCCAGGAUUCAGCGCUCUGUCGCAGAACGACCAGGUCACCCUGCUGAAGGCCGGCACCUUCGAGGUGCUGAUGGUGCGCUUUGCGUCGCUAUUCAACGUGAAGGAGCAGACGGUGACCUUCAUCUCCGGCGCCACCUACAGCCUCGAGGAGCUGCGGGCAAUGGGCAUGGGCGAGCUGCUGGGCGCCAUGUUUGACUUCAGCCACAAACUGGCCACGCUGGAGCUCUGCCCCGAGGAGCUGGGGCUGUUCACCGCCGUCGUGCUGGUGUCUGCAGACCGCUCUGGAAUAGAGAAUGUGGCGUCGGUGGAGCAGCUGCAGGAGAGCCUGAUCAGAGCUCUGCGCUCGCUCAUCAACAAGUCCUACGUCCCCCCCAGCAACGGCCAUCACCAUGGCGACUCACCCCGCUUCACCAAGCUCCUCCUCAAGCUGCCAGACCUGCGAACGCUCAACAACAUGCACUCCGAGAAGCUGCUCUCCUUCCGCAUCGACGCCUGAGCGCGGCGCAGCCCGUCACACGGUGAUGAUGUCACCGAGAACAACCCGCUCGCUUUCCUGAAUGCACCGACAUCCGUUUACCUCCUCAUCGGCAUCACUUCCUGUCUGCCUCAUGAUGACAUUGUCAAUGUUGUCGAACACUGUGUGGGGGGAAGUGGCUCGGAGCUGCCUGGAGGAGCUGCCCAUGACAUCACAUCCCAGACUGCAGGAAUGAUGUCAUCGCCGGCGACGUGCCACUUGGAGCGGCUGAUGUCGCUCUUUUGGCCCUGAGGCCUGAUCAUUACAACACAGCUGACUGUGGCACGGUGAUGACAUCAUCAACAACAUUACAUGCCAGUCAGAGCGCUUCCAGCCUCUGAACCGCUCGUGUUGAGCAAAUGACUCACAGACUGGCCACCAAAAUAAGAGUCCUUCCUCACCAGCCAAGGUCAUGUACCGGGUACUAGACUUUGUUGUGAAACAGGGUGUCACCGUGGGAAGGUCCAACAUCCACGACUUCCAGGUCAGCUGAUGAACAGCGUCACAUUCACAUGCGACCUUGUUGGAAAACUGAACCCAGAAGUCAAACAAUAAACAGACAUGAACGUCCUGAAAAGGGUGAUGUGGAUUUGGCUGCUUCUUGCUUUUUAAAAGCACUUGCUACAAUGCUGCCAGUCUCUUCAGAGACUUACUGUUGACUGACCCAAAUCUGGUCUUCUGAGAACGCUGAAGAUCAUCAUCUUGUCAAAUCUCCAGAACUCAGGUGGCAAAACUCUCCCGCUCUGCCAUCCAACUUUACACAGUUUUCAUCUGCUUCACCUCUCUGAACUGCCUGACACCUUCACCAGCCAAUAGCAUGACAGACUGACGGCCUGACGGCCCAGUGGGACGGGGGGACGGGGUACAGGGUAACUGUGGUAAUGGUGGAUGUGAACAGGUUGAACUCCAAAACAGGAAAACUCCUAUGAAAAGGAACUGAAAUGUUAUUAUUCUUAACUGAACUCUGGACACACACAAUGCAAACCAGCCUGUCAGGACAGUUACACAUACACACACACACACACACACACACACAUACACACACACAUACACACACACACACACACACUCACACACACACACACACACACACACACACUGCUCUGUGUGCAUACUGAAGCCUCAAAGAGUCCAUUCUCUAACAUACAUAUGCAGCGAUAUGUUAUGCAGUAGUUCUCAUGUAUAAACUCAGUGUAAAUACCCAUGAAUACAAAUAUCCAAUUAUACUUGAAGGAAGAGUUUGAAGAAUUGUGUAUGAGAC
Messenger RNA from Myripristis murdjan (pinecone soldierfish), 3557 nucleotides. It is a transcript of the gene nr1d1, whose product is annotated as nuclear receptor subfamily 1, group d, member 1. Lineage: Eukaryota; Metazoa; Chordata; Actinopteri; Holocentriformes; Holocentridae. The coding region runs from base 338 to 2278 and encodes 646 amino acids. The record is from RefSeq and is a predicted model, not a curated record. Gene Ontology annotation, molecular function: nuclear receptor activity; RNA polymerase II cis-regulatory region sequence-specific DNA binding; zinc ion binding. Gene Ontology annotation, biological process: hormone-mediated signaling pathway; cell differentiation; negative regulation of transcription by RNA polymerase II. The transcript has 8 exons.